AGCGAUGGGUUGUUGCUAGCAUUGUAUUUCGUUGUUUGCUAGCUUGGACAUUAGAGCAAUAUGAUAUUAACCACCGUUAUUUGAAGUUGUGUAUUUAAUAGGCCUCGACAUAUAAAUACAUUUAGCUAUAAUGUCAGAUAGGAAGCGAUCUCGAGAGAAGGAAGAUAGGAGAGAACAUAAAAGACACAAGGAAUCAAAACACGAGGAGGAGAAGAUCCGAAAACAUGACAAAAAACUUAAUCUCGAAGUGCAGAAAAUCAAGCAUGUGGAGACUUUCUAUGAAAACCCACCCCCUGGACUUAUAAAGGAAUAUGACGAUCGACCAGAGGACUGCAUCCCGAAUGACCCAGGCAACGAGCAGGCACGGGACUUCCUGGCCAGUGCUCCCACCAAAGGCUUAUGGAUGCCCCUGGGGAAGGAAGUGAAAGUCAUGCAGUGUUGGAGAUGCAAACGCUAUGGACACAGGACUGGAGACCGAGAGUGUCCAUUCUUCAUCAAGGGAAACCAGAAACUGGAGCAGUUCAGGGUGGCCCACGAGGACCCCAUGUAUGACCUGAUCAGGGAGAACAAGCGCAAUGAGAAGGAAAUGCGCAUCCAGCAGCUCCAGCAGCUGUUACAGGACACUACGUCUGACGACGACGACGACGACUCCAGCUCCUCCUCCUCCUCCUCCUCCUCAUCCUCGUCCUCCUCCUCUUCCUCCGGCCACGGUCACAAACACAAGAAGAAGAGAUCCAAGGAGAAGAAGAAGAAGAGAGAAAAGAAGAAGGCCAAAGAGAAGAAGAAGAAGAAGAGGAGGAGCGCACACAGGCACAAGUCGAGGACGAGGAGCAAGGGCUCUGAGUCAGACUGACUGACUGUGUAAGGGGGCUGAAUCUGAAUGAGGCCCUGGGGUGGGUAGAGAGAGAGAGAGAGAGAGAGAUGGAUGGAGGAUCAGUGAAGAUGGAGAAUAGAUGGUGGGUGGGCGGAGAGGAGAUGCAAGUAUUGUUGUGGAUGGGAUGAGUG
Alosa alosa (allis shad) is the source of this 1005-nucleotide messenger RNA. It is a transcript of the gene rp9, whose product is annotated as RP9 pre-mRNA splicing factor. The coding region runs from base 131 to 853 and encodes 240 amino acids. Lineage: Eukaryota; Metazoa; Chordata; Actinopteri; Clupeiformes; Clupeidae. The transcript has 6 exons. The record is from RefSeq and is a predicted model, not a curated record. Gene Ontology annotation, biological process: RNA splicing.